AUGAUAAGUGACGGGUUCCUAGCUGCAUUUCUGGGAAUAAACUUAGUGGUGAUAUCCACCGUUUUGGGCCUCACGGGGAUCGUGUUCAACAUCAUCAACAUCACCGUUUUCGCCAGCCUCGGCUUCUCGGACACCACCAACAUCUCGCUUCUAGGCCUCGCUGUCGCAGACCUCGGUGUCUUGGUUACCGUGAUCGGCUACAGCGUCACCUACAACCCGCUGACGGUGCAGGUCACUCCCUUUGAAACCAUCGACGCCGUCAACUACGUCGUCCUGGGCACCCCCCACGUCUUGUUUUGUAGAAUAGCCGGGUGUUUAACGGCUUUCAUAACGUUCGAGAGGUUCAUGUGUGUAGCGUUCCCGCUUCACGUCAAAUCGAUCGUCACGCCCAAAAGGACGACUUUAGUUGUGCUCAGCAUCUACAUCAUCCUUGUUGCCUGCACGCUGCCCCAGUUUCUAGCCAAUCAGAUUGCCCCGAGGUUCAACCCACAAUCGAACGUCACGGUGAUUGGGAUAGUGCUAUCCCCGAACGCUGACCAGCUGGAGAAUUUCACGCUGACCGUCGACAUCGUCGCCCAAGUUGCGUCAUUUGUCGUCGUCGUGGCGUCCACCCUUGGUUUGGUGAGGUCGCUCGUCACCAUAGCGAAAUGGAGGAGUUGCACAUCAUCCUCUUCCCAGUCUCUCCAAGUCUCCGGUCGUGACAAGCAACUGGUCAAGAUGGUGCUCCUGAUAUCGGUCGUCUUCAUCUGCUGCUCGCUGCCCACGGUGGUCGGCAACUUGGUGAUGAUAUUCGUCAAAGACUUUAACACUAAGGGAAGGAACAAGAAUUUAUUCAUUUUUGUCUGCGUCAUAUUCUUCAUCUUGGACGCCAUCAACUCUACCAUUAACAUCUUCAUCUACUUGAGGAUGAGUUCAAAGUUCAGAGAAAAGUUCUGGUCAAUUUUUCAGUUGAGGUCCGAGGAUAAGAGAAAAGGUCGUUUAAAGUAG
Messenger RNA from Lymnaea stagnalis (great pond snail), 987 nucleotides. Lineage: Eukaryota; Metazoa; Mollusca; Gastropoda; Lymnaeidae. The record is from the annotation of a GenBank genome assembly.